Molecule: messenger RNA, 1782 nt
Organism: Fusarium sp. VM40
Lineage: Eukaryota; Fungi; Ascomycota; Sordariomycetes; Hypocreales; Nectriaceae
Source: the annotation of a GenBank genome assembly
AUGUCGCUCUUUGUGCUUGCCGAAACGCCGGCAGGCUACGGCCUGUUCAAGGCUACCGACAAGAAGAUGCUCAAGAACGAGGACCUCGCCGCUGAGCUUGGACGACCCGAGAAGGUCGUCGAGAUGCUCAAGCUCAAGAAGUUUGUCAAGUUCGACAGCGCCGCUACUGCUCUCGAGGAAGCUGCCUCCCUCAAGGAGGGUAAGGUCCCUGAGCUUCUUACCCAACUCCUCGACGACCUCAAGUCCGAGAAGAAGGCUUCGCUCGCCGUCGCCGACAUGAAGCUUGGCACUGCCAUCUCUAACCUCUCACUCAACAUCACUCCUAUCUCUGGCUCCAACACCAUGGACCUCUUCCGUGGUAUUCGAGGUGGAAUGGCCAACCUUUUCCCUGGUCUUGUUGAGGAGAACUUUGACCGUAUGGCUCUGGGUCUCUCUCACUCCAUGUCGCGUCACAAACUCAAGUUCUCUGCCGACAAGGUCGACUCUAUGAUCAUUCAGGCUGUCAAGCUCCUCGACGAUCUUGACAAGGAGCUUAACGUUUACGCUAUGCGAACCAAGGAGUGGUACGGAUGGCACUUCCCCGAAAUGGCCAAGAUUCUCAACGACAACUUGGCUUACGCUCGCGUCAUUCUGGCUGUUGGCAUGCGAACCAACAUCGCCGACUCCGAUCUCUCUGAGGUCCUCCCCGAGGAGAUCGAGGUUCAAAUCAAGGCUGCCGCCGAGAUCAGCAUGGGUACUGAGAUCACCGAUGAGGAUCUUGAGAACAUCAAGCUUCUCGCUGACCAGGUCAUUGUCUACUCUAACUACCGGACCCAGCUUUCCUCUUACCUCGAGAGCCGUAUGCGCGCCAUCGCUCCUAACCUGACUGCUCUUGUCGGAACCCUGGUCGGUGCUCGUCUCAUCGCCCAUGCUGGAUCCCUCAUCAGCUUGGCCAAGUCCCCUGGUUCCACCAUCCAGAUUCUCGGUGCCGAGAAGGCCCUCUUCCGUGCCCUCAAGACCAAGCACGACACACCCAAGUACGGUCUCAUCUACCACUCUUCACUCAUUGGACAGGCCACUGGCCGCAACAAGGGUAAGAUCGCCCGUAUGCUCGCUGCCAAGGCUGCUCUAGGUCUCCGUGUCGACGCCCUGGGCGAUUUUGAGGACGAUGUGGAUGAGGAGGAGCGCGCUAUUCUUGGCCUCAGCAACCGCAUCAAGCUCGAGAACCAGCUCCGCAAGCUCGAGGGCAAGCCUCUUCUGCCCAAGGGUGCCAACGUCACCCCCGCUGGUGAGAUUGUUGGCGCUGGCCAGUUCACCGUCAAGGAGACCCGCCGAUACAACGGUGAUGCCGAUGGCGUUGCCGACGACGAGGAGACCAACGGAACCACCCCCGCCAAGAAGCUCAAGAAGGCCAAGAAGCUCAUCGAGGAGGUUGACGAGGAGAUGAAGGAUGCCGAGGAAGACGAGAGCGACGAUGAUGCCGCUACUCCCGCUAAGCCCAAGAAGCUCUCCGAGGCCGACUACGAGCGCCUCGCCGAGGAGGCUGGCAUUUCUGUCAAGAAGUUCAAGCGCAAGUACGAGCGAGGCGAUGUUGAGAUGAACGCCGAUGGUACACCCAAGGUUGUCAGCAAGAAGGAACUCAAGAAGUUGCGCAAGGCCGAGGAGAAGUCUACACCUUCCAAGGCGCAACCCGCUGAGGAGACUGAUGGCAAGAAGAAGCGCAAGCACGACGACUCAGAAGACGAGGCCGAGCCCAAGAAGGAGAAGAAGCAGAAGAAGAAGAAGCGUCACUCUGAGGCUUAA